AUGUCAAACUUCGGCAGAGGUUUCGACCCCUCCAAUCCCGAUCAUCUCAUGAACAUGGCACGCCAUGGUAGACGACCGGUCAUGCAGCGAUUCGACGAAUACUACAGAUGCUAUCCAGUGAUUAUGGCACCUGGCUCGGCACGCCCAGAACUCAACUAUGGUUCUAAGAUCAUCCUGCCGCCUUCUGCGCUGGAUAAAGUCUCGAAGUUGCAUGUUCAGUGGCCCCUGCUUAUGGAGCUAAUAAACGGCGAAAAGGGCCGACAUUCACACGCUGGUGUACUGGAGUUCAUCGCGGAAGAAGGUCGUGCUUAUAUUCCACAAUGGAUGAUGGUUACUUUGGGAAUGGAUGUGGGAGAUAUGAUUCAAAUCCGAACGACAUCACUGGAGUUAGCAAAGCUCGUUAAGCUUCAGCCACAGUCCCCAGCAUUCCUUGAGAUUAGUGAUCCUAAGGCAGUUUUGGAAAGGGCAUUCCGCAACUUUGCAACGCUUACAAAAGGAGACAUCUUCAACUUUGAGUACAACGACGAAAUUUACGAGGUAGCAGUACUGGAUGUGAAGCCAGAGACGGAAAAGAUGGGCGUGUGCAUGAUCGAGACGGAUGUUUCUGUGGAUUUCGCCCCUCCGGUUGGCUAUGUCGAGCCAUCGAAACAAAGUGGUACUAGUACACCACAAAGCACAAGACCAGGACUACCCGCUGGUGGAGUCCUACAUAGCCAGGGUACCAUGGCACAAGCAAUCAACUACAGCUCCAUUGCUCCGUCAGUCACAAGAGUUGCCACGAACUUUUUGGGCGAUGGAAAGAAGCUUGCCAAAAAGGGAAGCAAAGCAUCAACACCGAAGCCAGCAACACCAGUUCCCGUCGAAAGUGUUCCCGCAAAAAGGACAGGUGCUCCGGCUGCGCUCCGGCUAGCUCCUAACAAGCUAUUCUUUGGCUAUGAAAUCACCCCAGUGAAGACUGAUGCAGAUAGAGAGCAAGACAAGGAGAAUGAGAAGCGACCACACUUCGCUGGACAAGGCCAAAGUCUGCGUGGAAAGGUCAAGCGAAAGGGUGAGGAUGAUACCCAUAUGAAAGGCACGGAGAAGAAGAGCUCAUCAGAAGGGCACAGGCUCGAUGGCCGCCAGCCACGUUAG
Molecule: messenger RNA, 1131 nt
Organism: [Torrubiella] hemipterigena
Lineage: Eukaryota; Fungi; Ascomycota; Sordariomycetes; Hypocreales; Clavicipitaceae
Source: the annotation of a GenBank genome assembly